CACCGGGACGUGAUGGCAGAAGUGUUGCAGGUGCCAUCAAUUGCACUGGACAAGGACUUUUCUCAGGCUGCCGCCUGCCUUAACGCUCUUACCACCCCAUCUCCGCCAUAGCCAUGCCUUGAAGCUAGCUCCAGCUUCAAGUAACGUUUGUCCCUUUCCUUCAGCGGGCUGGGGGAGGAGUAAUUGUUAAUGGAACUCAAUGUGCCGCUCUUUACUUAAUCCAUGCUGUCUUGUUGUAAACUCCUGCCGCAGGGAUACUUUUUCCUCUUCAUCGUCUGGCAAUAGUGCUUGUGGACCUGCGUGUGUGUGGGUGGUAUUGCAGAGCCGCCGAUUGGGGUUGGUGUUGGCGUUGGUGUUUCGAUAGCUAAGUGCGUUUUUUCUCUGUUUCGAAUAGGAGCUUGUUUAGAAACGUAGUCUCCUUUGUCUUCUCCUUUUGUCUUUGCUUUCUAUUGGUUAUUGAUUGAUGUGAAAUGGUUCCUUUUGUGUGCUACUACAUUGUUAGCCCCUCGUACGCGAUCGCUCUCUCCUUCUUUGUCGACUGGUUUGUCUGAGAAUCCAUUUGAUGUAUUUGAACUCUCAAUAUGUGUCCAGUCUGCGCAAGUGAUCGAUGCUUGAAUCCGUUGUCGUUGCUGUCAAUCCCGUCGGACAACACUGGCGGAGAUAAAGGCAAGGACAGCUCUGGGUGCUUACUUCUCAUGCACGGUGAUGGUCAUGCGAUAACAGUGCCAUCGUUCAGCUACGUAAGUUUUGAUUGAAUGUUGUAGUAUAGGGGGAAGUGCGGGACGUAAGCUUCUUAUAUGAAAUAUCGGUCUCAUACACUAUUCGUCCAAGGUCGAUAAGAAGACGCCGUGAAGGCCGUGAUCCUGCCAUGGGUAACUCAUCUAGCCGAAGUUCUGGGAAGAAAAUUAAAAAAAGCGUCGCCGUUACUAGCAGAACAAGCUCCUCGACCGACCCUCUACCCCAAAUUAAUCUAGAGGAUUACGAGGCUGCUUGCAAAUCCGAUCCAGACGUCAAAAGAUUUGAUGACAAGCUCCACACGCGUACACAGGAAGCUCUCUCGAGUCUUGCAGAGGGGGUGGAGAUGCCAGGACAGGGAGUUUCUUUUAAGUCUCUGAAAGACGUUACCAAAAGCUUGCUUGAAGUUGACAACGAGGUUGUGCACGUUAUUCUUGAGUACAAGGAAGAUGUGUGGGCCAAUAAGGAGUUGAUGGAUUUGGUGACGGAGUAUCUUAACACCAGUCUUGAAGCGUUGGAUUUUUGUGGUGUUCUAGAGAAAUGUGUGCAGCAGACGCGCGACAACCUAGAGCUUCACCUUCAGGUUGCCAUCAACCACAUGCCCGCGGAAGGCGAACCGACUCAGGAUCAAUGCGACACUGUCUUGAAAGAGUUGCAGGGUUUCGUGCGCGCUGCGAAUCCAUUCUCCGAAGAUUUUAGUAAGCAGUUCGUAACCGUAUAUCAACGUCACUUGGAAAUGCAGAAUAAACUACAAGCGAAGAAGAGGAAAUUAGAUAGCAAAAUGAGAAGCGUGCGAGGGUGGAUGAAAGUGUCGAACAUCAUUCUAGGAGCCACUUGUGCAGCUGUGUUGCUCUGCCGUGUCAUAGCUGAUGCUAUUGCUGCACCAAAAGUUGCAGUAGAUCUCGCCGAAGAGAGUAGAAAACCAGGGAGAGGGAUGGGAAGCUGGCUAAAGCCACUGUGUAGACGAUAUGAGCAAAUCAGAGCUCAGGCAGCGAUUAUUGAAGAUGCUUCCAAAGGAACUUUCGUGGCCAUUCAGGACUUGAACAACAUCAAAGCUUCAGUGGAGCGACUAAAGAAUGACACUUCCGCAAUAACGCGAAACAUUCGAUUUGGGGAGGAUCGAAGGCAUGACCCAUACUCGCUGCAAGUGGCCGUGGAGGCAAUCAGGAGGAAGCAAUCAGCAUUCAUAGAUCAGUUGGAGGACCUCAGAGAAACGGUAAAUCAAUCUCGUGGUCGCAUCAACAAGGCUAGGACUGUAGUGCUAGUGAGGAUUUUAGAAAACCGUGACAUUAUUUUCAGGCAAGGAAUCUAAUCCUCUGAAAACGUUGCUCUCGUCAUAUUUAAUUGGUUUGUGCUAUUGAAUAUCUUCAUCAAUUCUUGCACUUCAAUGUUGAGACCGACGGUAAAUUAUUCCUUAUCCAUGUGAACGAUGCAUCCAAGAAGGUAUGGUAAUGAAUUGAUCUAAUGUCUCAUUGAGUCAA
Messenger RNA from Physcomitrium patens, 2216 nucleotides. RefSeq names its product UPF0496 protein At4g34320. The record is from RefSeq and is a predicted model, not a curated record. NCBI's taxonomy places the organism in Eukaryota, Viridiplantae, Streptophyta, Bryopsida, Funariales, Funariaceae.